ACACAGAGUCGCCGUGGAAACGUUUUCUCUCAUCCCAAGGGUGCUUCGCGAUGAUGGCUGGUCUUUUUCCAGUCUCGUCUCCUGCGAAUUGAGAGACGCAGUUUGAAUGCGGCUGAAGUUGCUGGAAAACGGUUCCUGCGGCGUCGACAGUGCUGCGCAGUUUUUUGCUGUUCUCGGCUCGCGCAGGUCUUCCGACUCAACAGACACCCGCGUUGCCGGAGAUCGAUCCACAUGGUGUAUGCGUCGAAGUCAAAGGUUCCGCGCUCGUCCGUCCAGAGGGUAUCGGUUGCAAGCGACAGGAGGGAGAGGACAGGAGACGAGAGGGAUCCUUCUCUCCGUUCCUUUCUCGACCAGCGUCCAGGAGAAAAGCUGCAGUUUCUCUGCCUGGCGACGACGCGGCGUUGUUCCCUCCGUUCUCUCCUGUCGCGUGCAUGCAGCGAGAGAAAGACUCGUUUUUUUCGUUCCAGAAGAACGCACGGUCCUCCCCGAAGCGCAGAUCCCCGAGCGGCAGUUGAGGGCGGCUCGAGGUGACUCUGCGUUCCCAAAAGGCAUGCGGGUGCUUGCGAAGCAUAAACGUUCUCCGCCGAGCGCAGUGGCGCGCGAGGAAGGAGAAACAGCAAGUGACGAGGAAGAACUGAGGUCUGCAACUCCUGUGCUGCUCCAGAAACGCAUGCGUUUCUCGCCUGCCUCCAGCCUGUAGAGGGCUGUCUCUCGAGCGUUUUUGCCGCUGAGUUUCCGGCCGUGGAAACACCGCGAGAGAGCCUGGUGGACGCGAACUGCGAACUCGAGGUGCGUUUCCUCUGAUGCGCAUGGGUCGAGGAAGAGACAGCGAAGCCGUCGAAUCGCCGUCACUUGCCACUGCCGACAAUUCGACAUAUAUGAAGCGUUGACAGAUUUCUGGUGCUCUCCUUGGAAAGCUGAUCGCGCCUGAAAACGCCAAGUGGUUCGGUCUCGGAGACGCGAGGGCCGACGCUUCGUUUCUCGUCAUGCGCUGCUUCUCGUCGUUUGUGGGCGCCCUAGGCCGCGGCGAAGGACAUUCCGUGGAAGUGAAGGAGCUCUCGUUCAAGGACUCGUGAGCUUCGCGUUGGGGACAGACCUUUCGGAACUGCAGCGCGCCCACGAAGGACAAGUGACCUGCCUGAGAGCCGGAUUCUGCCUGGCGAAAUUCAGGUCGAAAUCCGAGGCUGAGACCGUCUUUAGAGUCGAGGGCGUCGGAGCGAAACGAGUGCCUGGACAGCUGCGUUGGGUGGCAUGUUUUGCCCGCAGAGAGAAAGAGAAAGAUAGAGAGAAAGAGAGAAAGAGAAAGAGAGAGAGAGCAGAGAAAGAGAGAAAGAGAAAGAAAGAGAGAGAGCAGAGAAAGAGAGAAAGAGAAAGAAAGAGAGAGAGCAGAGAAAGAGAAAGAAAGAGAGAGAGCAGAGAAAGAGAGAAAGAGAAAGAAAGAGAGAGAGCAGAGAAAGAGAGCAGAGAAAGAGAAAGAAAGAGAGAGAGCAGAGAAAGAGAGCAGAGAAAGAGAGAAAGAGAAAGAAAGAAAGAGAGCAGAGAAAGAGGGAAAGAGAAAGAAAGAGAGAGAGCAGAGAAAGAGAGAAAGAGAAAGAAAGAGAGAAAGAGCAGAGAAAGAGAGAAAGAGAAAGAAGGAGAGAGAGAGCUGAGAAAGAGAGAAAGAGAAAGAAAGGAAACGAAGAGGAGAGAGAGAGAGAGGCGGUAAACCUGGAGUCUCCGGCGCCGUUCCACUGAGAAGAAGAGUCGCUCGCGGCAGGGACACUGGAAAGCAAAGGCUGUAAAAUCGGUCACUUGGAAAUUUUUCUCGAGCAACGAGACAUUCGCGUCGGCACCGACGCUUCUUUAACACACAACUAGAGAAGAAACAGCAUCUCGAGAGAAAAGCAGGACCUCUUGUUCGCGUCAAGGUCCGAGGUUCCCCUGUGUGAGGAGGCGUCCUCGACAGUCGAGUGACAGACAGGAGACGGGAGCUAGAGAACAGUUGUCGUGACCUGUGUGUCUCCCCGGCUCAAAAAAACAGGAAAAUGCCGUCUUCUUUAGGCGAGUAACGGCCGGCUCUUCGAUACGGAAGCAGCGUCUGGGGUAUGCGCGCUCUCGAAAAAAGUUUCAAGUUUUAUGCAGCUCUGCCCAGCACACCGGGAAGGAAUCUCCCCAAGGGAAUUCCAUGACAGUUGCUCACCUUGAAGGCACACCGCACCGUUUCGCACAUCAAAGCUUUCAUUCCACUCUUCCACUCGCGCCGACAAAGAAAAACGCCCCUGCCAUACGACUCCAGAUGUCUAAACACACAGCUCGUAGGACCGGAGAAAGAGGAAGGCAAGCGAACUCUUGAAGGAAGACAAGUCUCACUUCUUGCCUGCGUUCUCGCGAGGCAUGUUCAACCACCUUGUCACGAACAUGCGCAAACCAGCUGAAACCUUCAAAGACGUAGGAACAGAAGCUGGAGUCGACACCGCUCGAAAAUCUGCUCGCAUAUGUACCAAUCACUACACCGGCACGAGACGACGAAACCGAGGGCCAAGACCUCCUUGAC
Molecule: messenger RNA, 2533 nt
Organism: Toxoplasma gondii ME49
Lineage: Eukaryota; Apicomplexa; Conoidasida; Eucoccidiorida; Sarcocystidae
Exons: 1
Coding region: 107-700 (197 amino acids)
Source: RefSeq, a predicted model, not a curated record